GGUGGAGCUGGAGUCGUGGACUUCUGGGUCCCCAGGGAGGAGGGGACAGGGACCUCGGACUUGUAGGUCUCAGGAAGGAAGAAGUUCGGGUCCGGAUUCCUGGGUCUGAGGGAGGAGGGGGCCGGGAUCAAACGUCCAGGCUUCUGGCUUUCCUGGCAGCUCCCCCCGCUGUCCAGGGCCGGUCUUACCAGGAUCCAGCCCCUAUUUAAGGGUCGACCCCACGACCUCACCGGACUUUGGAGGGGGAUAGAAUCCCGGAGUGAGUGACAGAGGGAGAGACUGUCUCACGCGGAAUGGCAGCGGGAACGCGCUAUGCUGGGAAGGUGGUCGUCGUGACCGGGGGCGGGCGGGGCAUCGGAGCCGGGAUCGUUCGAGCCUUCGUGGAAAGCGGUGCCCAGGUGGUUAUCUGUGACAAAGAUGAGUCAGGGGGCCGGGCGCUGGAGCGGGAGCUUCCUGGCACUGCCUUUCUGCUCUGUGAUGUGACCCGGGAGGAAGAUGUGAGGACCCUCAUUUCUGAGACCGUCCACCGUUUCGGCCACCUGGAUUGCGUGGUCAACAAUGCUGGCUACCAUCCACCUCCGCAGUGGCCCGAAGAGACCUCUGCCCAGGAUUUCCGGCAGCUGCUGGAGCUGAACCUGCUGGGGCUGUACACCGUGACCAAGCUCGCCCUCCCUCACCUGCGCAAGAGCCGGGGAAAUGUCAUCAACAUCUCCAGCCUGGUUGGGAUGAUUGGCCAGACUCAGGCGGUUCCCUAUGUGGCCACCAAGGGGGCAGUAACAGCCAUGACCAAAGCCUUGGCCUUGGAUGAGAGUCAAUAUGGUGUCCGUGUCAACUGCAUCUCCCCAGGAAACAUCUGGACCCCUCUGUGGGAAGAGCUGGCAGCCGCGACUCCUGACCCCACAGCCACAAUCCAAGAAGGCACACUGGCCCAGCCCCUGGGCCGCAUGGGCCAGCCAGCUGAGGUGGGAGCUGCUGCUGUGUUCCUGGCCUCUGAAGCCAGCUUCUGCACAGGGAUUGAGCUGCUAGUGACCGGGGGUGCGGAGCUGGGGUUUGGGUGCAAGGCAGGUCGGGGCGCCCCCUUGGAAGCUCCCACCAUCCCUUCCUGAUCUCCCACAUGUCCACUUGGGCCUCCCUGACUAGGGCUCUCCCACCCAAAACUCAGUCUCCCAAAUUCUAGUUUCCACCAUCUGCCUCUCAGGUGCUGCGCGGCCCCUGCCCCUCUAGACAUCAAGCCCACUUACCAAUGUGCUAAACCACCCCCACAGGUUCCCAUAAAAGCACUUUGCAGCCAA
Hippopotamus amphibius kiboko is the source of this 1292-nucleotide messenger RNA. RefSeq names its product hydroxysteroid 17-beta dehydrogenase 14 (gene HSD17B14). Gene Ontology annotation, cellular component: cytosol. Gene Ontology annotation, molecular function: estradiol 17-beta-dehydrogenase [NAD(P)+] activity. Bases 294 to 1106 code for a protein of 270 amino acids. Gene Ontology annotation, biological process: steroid catabolic process. NCBI's taxonomy places the organism in Eukaryota, Metazoa, Chordata, Mammalia, Artiodactyla, Hippopotamidae. The record is from RefSeq and is a predicted model, not a curated record. The transcript has 9 exons.